Molecule: messenger RNA, 696 nt
Organism: Colletotrichum truncatum
Lineage: Eukaryota; Fungi; Ascomycota; Sordariomycetes; Glomerellales; Glomerellaceae
Product: von willebrand factor
Source: RefSeq, a predicted model, not a curated record
AUGAGACCAUUGUACGGGACCAUCCCACGCUUGUACGCACCUCUGCAAAACCUGACCCGCCAAUCAGUCAGACCGUCACUCUCCCAGACCGCUAUCAGCACCGCCGUCGCCGCCACCAGAACUUUUGGAUUAAACAAAAACAUGAGCACAUCAUCGGCAUCCCAGUCGUCGUUCCCAUCAUCCUCGGGCCCUACAGCCGCCAAGGGCACUGCCGCGGUAGAAGCGACAAGUGUGGACGACCAUCAAAUGCAAACUCUGUCUGAAGAGAGCCACCAGCAACACCACCCCACGAAAAGCACGUCACCGGCCCCUGAAAGCGCGACAUCCAGCGCCCCCGCGGCCAGCACCAGCAUCAGCAGGAGCUCCGAUUCUAGCCAGCCUCAACCUCAGCACCCCUUGGCUUUGCCGCCGCUUCCCGAAGCGCCUACCAGCGGUGACUCCGCGGGAGGCAAAGGCGAGGACGCUGCGGCUGCUCCCAUAACCCUCGACCUAGGGGGCCAAGCAGGAGCUGGUGCCUCAACCAGGCUUGAUCACCUCGGACCCCUGGUAGUUCACCAGGACGGCACCAUGUCGCGGAUCAGUAACUGGGGCGAGAUGACCGAAAUUGAGAGGCAGAAUACGCUGAGGAUCCUUGGCCGGCGGAAUCAGAUUCGUCUUGCCAGUCUUAGGGAUGGGGCCGGCGGCGAGAGCAAGUAG